Messenger RNA from Didymodactylos carnosus, 965 nucleotides. The record is from the annotation of a GenBank genome assembly. NCBI's taxonomy places the organism in Eukaryota, Metazoa, Rotifera, Eurotatoria, Philodinida, Philodinidae.
AUGAGUGGUCAAGACAGUGACAAUUAUGCAAAAAAAUUAACUCCGGAAACGAAGGAUCAAAUUAAAAAAGAUGCGCAAGCUCAAAACAAAGCAUCUGCCGAAUCCUCAAAACAACAGGGAAACAUUGAUGAUAAUCUCGAGAAACGUUUGAAAAAUCCAAAUCCCCCAAGUGGCCAGAAAUAAUAAUGACUUUAUUAAACCAUUAUUUGAUUAUUGUACUUUUAUUUUUAAAAAUAUUUCAUCAAUUUUUAAAUUUUAUUUUCUUUACCCAAAGUUUCUUGUUUUUAUUCCAUAUCUGAUUAUAAGGUAAAUUGUGUAAUUAUUUCUAAAUAAAAAUAUUUUGAAAAUUGGUGAUUCGAUAAAAAUGAGACAUGUUAUUAGUGUUUAAUAAAACAUAAUUCUUAACUCAUCAAUAGGACAACAUGAUUCAAACACUUUUUCAACGUGUGAACAAAGCUCUUAAAAUACUGGUCUUGAGACAAUAAAGCGUACGACAGAGGAAGUUAGCAUAAUGAUGAAAAUCUUGCAAUAUACAUCUAAGUUUAGUAUUCAAUAGUUUUUGCAUCUCUCUCUCCGCUUUCAACUGCGAGGAACAGCUGGAAAACAUAUGAAUAGUGUAAAUUCAUAUGGACGUCAUGAAUACUAUAUUCUAUACCCUUCAUUUCCUCCUUGUCACAUACCUCGUCUGGAGAUACGGAAGGGAGCAAUCUUUUUGCAAAUCUGGUUCCAGCCUUGUUCAUUUUCGUCUUAUAUGCAUUUCAUUUCUAAGAAAUGGUUGUCAAAACCAAAAAAGAGAUUAAUUUCUUUGACAGUGUAAUUACCAAUGCGCGGAUGUUUUUGAAUAACUCAAGAAUCGAAUGAGUGAAUUUCAAAAUAUAAUGCAUUAUAUUUUGAAUUUCAUACUAUUAAGUCUCUUUCAGUCAAAACAACUCUUUUCUUGAAAUUUUCUCGGUAAUGCUUUCUGU